Electrophorus electricus (electric eel) is the source of this 1725-nucleotide messenger RNA. Its product is annotated as kelch-like protein 10. Gene Ontology annotation, molecular function: protein binding. NCBI's taxonomy places the organism in Eukaryota, Metazoa, Chordata, Actinopteri, Gymnotiformes, Gymnotidae. The record is from RefSeq and is a predicted model, not a curated record.
AGUGCUAUGGCCUGCACAGUCUACAAUGAACUUUGUAUGGAGGGAAAGCUCUGUGAUGUUGUCCUCAAGAUCAAUGAUGUUGAGAUCAAUGCUCACAAGAUCAUCCUGUGUGGCAGUAGUGACUAUUUCAGGACUCUGUUCACCAGUGGCUGGAACCUUCCAGAGAAGUGCAUCUACAACAUCUCUGGCAUUUCCCCAGACAUGAUGUGGCUGCUUGUUGAUUACGCCUACAUGCAGUCAGUGCCUGUAAACAAAGACAACGUGCAGGAGCUGCUAGCAGCUGCAGACCAGUUCUUCUUCCUGGGUGUGGUGCAUGCCUGCUGCCAGUUCCUGGAAUCUCAGCUGAAUCCAGAGAACUGCGUAGGCAUCUGGAAGUUGGCCAACUUCUACUCGUGUUUGGACCUGCGACAGAAAGCCUACCUGUACAUCCUCCACCAUUUUGAAGAGAUAGCGCGUGUGUCAGAGGAGUUCCUGGAGCUGUCGCUGACCCGGCUGGUUGAGAUCAUUGAGAAGGACGACCUCAACAUCAGACAGGAGGGUGUAGUAUUUGAGGCCAUCCUACGCUGGAUCACGCAUGCACCUCAGGAAAGGACAGAACACAUCGCUAUCUUGCUGCCAAAGGUAAGGAUGGCAUUGAUAACGCCUGACUACAUCAUGAACAGUGUAAAGGACAAUGCUGUAGUGAAAGACAGUGAGGACUGUAAGCCCAUCAUCAUCAGUGCACUGAAGACCAUGUUCAGCCUGAACAUCAAUGGACCAUCUAACUAUGACUUCAGAAACCCUCUCGCCCGCCCACGUCUGCCCUACACCAUCCUAUUGGCCAUAGGUGGCUGGAGCGGUGAUAGUCCUACCAAUGACAUUGAGGCAUAUGAUGCAAGGGCAGAUCUCUGGGUGAACGUGACACAGGAGGAAGAGAGUCCACGAGCCUAUCAUGGUGCAGCAUAUCUGAAUGGAUUUGUGUACUGUAUGGGAGGAUUUGACAGCAUUGACUACUUCAGUAGCGUAAGAAAAUUUAACCCUGAGACCAGGACCUGGCAUGAGGUUGCACCCAUGCACUCUCAGCGAUGCUACGUUAGCGUAGCUGUGCUAAAUGGCUGUAUCUAUGCUAUGGGCGGCUUUGACGGCCAUGUCCGCCUCAACACAGCAGAACGCUAUGACCCGGUGACCAACCAGUGGACGAGGAUCGCACCCAUGCACGAGCGGCGUAGCGAUGCUAGUGCAACCACACUGCACGGCAAGGUGUAUAUCUGUGGAGGGUUUAAUGGAAAUGACUGUUUGUUCACGGCGGAGGCCUACAACCCUGAGACAAACCAAUGGAGUCUCAUCGCUCCCAUGACGAGGAGACGCAGUGGAGUGGGAGUUAUCGCAUAUGGAGAGGAGAUCUAUGCUGUUGGUGGGUUUAAUGGUUUCUAUCGCUUGGGAAGUGUAGAGGCUUAUAACCCCCAGACCAACACCUGGAGAGUCAUCCCCAGAAUGUUAAACCCACGCAGCAACUUUGGCAUUGAGGUGGUUGACAACCUCCUCUUUGUGGUUGGUGGAUUCAGGGGCUUUACCACUACCUGUAACGUGGAGUACUACGACAGGAAAACAGAACACUGGUACGAGGCCCAUGACAUGAGCAUCUUCCGGAGUGCGCUGAGCUGCUGCUCGGUGCCUGCACUGCCCAACGUGUUGCAGUACGCCGCCCCACGGGACCUGCCAGAGGAUGUCCCCCAGAGCCCAUGA